AACAGAGAAAACGAAAAACAGUUGUUUAUUUUUCCCGACAGAUUGAUUCCCACUUACCCAAAUCUUUCUUCUCUCUCCGGCACUCAGAUAUGAGUAGCCCCAUCGCUAUGUCACCGGCUUUCUCCACCGCCGUUCUCCCUCCGUCCUCUCACGGCUCUCCCUCUUUCAUCCUCCCACCUCUCACCUCCCAAUCUCGAAUCAAACGCACAAGAGCUUCCACGACGACGGUUCGAUGCGACGUAGCUACCAAAUCAGCUGAUUCAGUCAACGCAGAGGAGGCUGAUCUUACGGAAGAGGAGCUCCAAGCGAAGGCAAAGGUGGGAUCUUUGAUCAGAGUCACUGCUCCGUUGAAGGUUUAUCAUGUGAACCGUAUCCCUGAGGUUGAUUUAGAAGGUAUGGAAGGUAAGCUAAAAGACUACGUAGCUGUGUGGAAAGGGAAACGAAUCUCAGCUAAUCUUCCUUAUAAAGUUGAGUUCUUUAAAGAAGUUGAAGGUCGUGGUCCUGUUAAGUUUGUUGCUCAUCUCAAGGAAGACGAGUUCGAGUUCAUCGAUACUUGAUGAUGAUGAGACACAACAAAAAGGCAAAUUCUUUUUUUGUCUCUUCACUCUCUUUUCUUGUGUUUACUGAAAACUUGGGAAUGGGGGGGGGAGAAUGAUUUGUAUGUAACUGAGAGUAUUGAUGUAUGUGUAUACCUUUAGCAAUCAUAUACAUAAGUAUCUCUUCUUCACCCCUGUUUGUUAUUGUUACAUCUGUUCUCGUUAUUGUCUUGUUAAAGUCAGUGAGAUAGAUAGAUAGACUUUCAUCAUUGUAUAUUGGAAGAAAUGAAAAAGUUGGAUUUUGAUAUAUGCAUGUAGACUUCAU
Messenger RNA from Eruca vesicaria subsp. sativa (arugula), 861 nucleotides. The record is from the annotation of a GenBank genome assembly. NCBI's taxonomy places the organism in Eukaryota, Viridiplantae, Streptophyta, Magnoliopsida, Brassicales, Brassicaceae.